AUGAACAGCAUAGGGGAGGGAUGCACCGACCUGAAGUGCGAGUAUGACCAGUGCUUCAAUCGCUGGUUUGCCGAGAAGUUCCUCAAGGGGGACAGUUCCGGCGACCCGUGCACCGACCUCUUCAAGCGCUACCAGCAGCAGUGUGUUCAGAAAGCAAUAAAAGAGAAGGAGAUUCCUAUUGAAGGACUGGAGUUCAUGGGCCAUGGCAAAGAAAAGCCUGAAAGCUCUUCUUGACCUUGACAGCCACCUUGAAAAUGGACUCCUCAAAUAAGGAAAUUGAGCACUCUGGAUUUUGUGAAGGCUGUGAAGAUGGCCAUUGAUUUAACGAGUUUAGGAGGGAGUGCUUGUAUUUCCUCCUCCUCGAUGUUUUCUUCUCACUUGUAAAAGAUGAUGAACCAUCACUCUGCUUUGGGAUGAUUUCUCAUUUGCUCUGGCAUUGUGCAGGAACUCAAUGUGCUAAAACUGAAUUUCUUGGGAUUAUGGUUGCCAUAUUUCAUCUGGGAUCAGCUUUGAAUAUACCUUUUAUGUAAAUAAUGAUAAACAUGUCAGGAUGAUCAGGAUUUCCUGACCUCGAGUUAUGCUGCGAAGAA
Rhinolophus ferrumequinum (greater horseshoe bat) is the source of this 590-nucleotide messenger RNA. Its product is annotated as TP53-regulated inhibitor of apoptosis 1-like. NCBI's taxonomy places the organism in Eukaryota, Metazoa, Chordata, Mammalia, Chiroptera, Rhinolophidae. The transcript has a single exon. The coding region runs from base 1 to 234 and encodes 77 amino acids. The record is from RefSeq and is a predicted model, not a curated record.